CAUGCAGAGCUUGAGAGCUGCCGCAAAGCCCCGUCCUUCAGGGCUUUUUAAACACCGUGUUUGCUUCACGCUCCAACAAUGCCAUCCAAUUGAGUCGCCGCAGCAGCGCUUUACUCACUGAACCGACCGUGGGAACAACACCGCACGAGGAGCACAAACCGUCAUGUUUUAAGGGAGAAACACGACGGUCCUGAACGAAAUUAAAGAAGAUAGUGUCUUAUUGAACCCCUAGUCUUCCGUGGUAUUGUUGCUCUUCGGUGAAAAACAGCGGGGUAUCUGGGUGAAAUGAAUGUGGACCGGGUAGUCUGUUGUGUUUAAAUGCGGUUUCAGCCUCGGUUCGGCCGCGUUGAUGCAGCAGCGCACGGCUGUGGGGGUUCAAAUCCACCACCGGGAAGACAAUAGGUGAAAUACACGCCGGCCUGGACUCUCCCAAGACGACACUAAACGAGAGUCUGCAUCCGCUUCUGCUUCACUAGUGUCCGUGUGAGGAAUCGCUUUAGAGAGAGAAGUGACGGUCCCUGGAUCAGGAUGGCGGCCGUGGUGAACUACUCUCCGCCCUGGUGGGUGAAUCUGCUCCACCGGUUGCCUCACUUCAACAUCGAAUUCCAGGUGGUGAGCAGUGACUUCAGACCGGAGGACUCUGAGUACCAGAAGUCCAUUUUGCUGCUGGGCUCUGUGGCGUUGCUGUGUCUGGGCCUGGACCUCAUCUUUCUCCUCUUCUACUCUUUCUGGCUCUGCUGCCGGAGACGUAAGAGGGACGACUCGUCUCACUCUCACACUCACUCCCAGCAGCCCAGCCCUGACUGCUGCUGCACCGCCUGGUGCGUCAUCAUCGCCACGCUCGUCUGCAGCGCUGGCAUUGCCGUGGGUUUCUACGGAAACGGGGAGUCGAGUGAUGGGGCCAAUCGUUUGGCCUACUCCCUCCGUCACGCCAACCGCACCGUGUCCGGGGUGGAGAAACUGGUGACGGACAGCGCUCUCGCCUUGAACCAGACGGUGGAGGAGAGCUUGGUGCAGCUGGAGACGGCCUAUCAGGAGCAGAAAGACUACGUGUCCAUCGUCCAGAAGCUGCAGGGACAGCUGGACGAGCUGGUGCGGCUGAUGGUGGACGUUCCCUUCUGGUCCAACACCGACAUCUCCCUGGAGGACUUGGCCCGCAAGACGGAGGCGUUUGAUUUUUACAGGUGGUUGGGGUAUCUCGGCCUGCUGCUGUUUGAUGUACUCAUUUGCCUCCUGGUGCUCUUCGGCCUGAUACGCAACUCUAGAGGCACUCUGAUUGGAGUGUGUCUGCUGGGUGUUUUGACUCUGAUAAUCAGCUGGGGGUCUCUCGGCAUGGAACUGGCUGUCGCUGCUUCAGCCAGCGACUUCUGCGUCUCCCCGGAUACCUACAUCACCAGGGUAACCAAGGAAAACGCUGUCAUCGACCAAGGUACGCCGACUAUGAACUACAGAACCAGCGAUCAGACAUUUCUUCAGUUUUUUGUGAUUCCAAAACAUAUGCACGAGAGCCAGAACGCAAACUUUCAGAACCCUCGGUGUGAGAACACCCCCCUGAUUGGCAGGGAGUCCCCUCCACCCUCUUACACCUCUAGUAUGAGAGCAAAGUACCUGGCCACCAACCGACCCGACCAGAACCGACGCUCCGUCCCCAACGACCAGCUGGACCCGGGAAGCCGGCCCCACCCCACCGCCCGACCCCAGUCCUCGGUCCACUAGAGACCACAACCACCCGGUACUGCCUAUCUCCAGUUUCACAGCCAAUGACAAGGUCCAACUCAUCAGAAUAACAAGAAAGAGCCCUCGGCGACAAACCACAAGCUGCUCGUUCCACCACUGCUGUGAUGGAUGAGCCUACAUUACCCACAAUGCACAGCAACUGAAGCGCCUUGGCAGUUUCUUCUUCUACUUUUCAAUUCUCUCCCCCCUUCUACUGGGAUCUGUUUACUGCCCUCCAGUGGAGACCGCACCCACCUUAUUGAGACACUUUCACAUUCAGACCACACACGCGCACGCGCACACACACGCACACGCACGCACACACACACACACACCCUGUACAGACCUGUAAAUAGUAAACGUGUGCUUUACUCUGAUCUCAUGAGAAGUAGAAUCAUUACUGGUAACGUGGUGUGCUGCGUGUUUAUCAUGGACAUUUUAGCUGUAUCUUUCUCGAACACACACACACACACACACACACACACACACACACACACACACACACACACACACACACACACACACACACACACACACACACACACACAAAUGAACACAUUGAUAGAAGCACACAUCUGUAUAAAUAAUAAGCCAGUGAAAUAGAAAGCCACGUUGAUGUAGAACCGGUACCACCACUUUCUCUUUAGCCGAACAUUGUCAUCUAACUAAGACUUGAAUCAUGAGCUCGAAAAGUCUCUCUCCGGAUGUUUCUACGUGCGAAAGCAGUUCACGUGUCGAGCAAUGCAUUAUGAACUUGAGCCAGGAAACGCUGUUGUGGAGCGAGAGACACACGAAGGCUCAGCCUGUGCCAAAAAACUCUGAAUAACGAGGGAUGCCUUCAUUCUGUCCUGUUCUCCUACUGCCUCCUCGUGUCUCUAAUAAGAGGAAACAACUCACGUGGAAUGUUUUCCCUCUGACUGUAAAUAAAAAAAGGGACAGGAAAGACACUUAAAAACAAAGACGAUGGACAGAAAUGGAAUAAAUCUCACUGAUUAAAUAUUGCGACUACAUAUUUGCCAGGUGCUAUGUACGCCAGUCAGAGUGCUAGAAGACGAUCGGGACUGAGGAGCAACGGAAACCUUUUUUAUUACUUUAAUGUUUUCUUUUAAUUCAGGGAUAACAUAAGGAAAAAGAGCAGUCAAAUGAAAACAGCUUUCCAUUAUGACUGAAUGGAAAUGGUGUCGUGGAUCCUGAAAAUCAUGUCCCUGAUUAUUCAUGUUACAUCAAAGUGUUACAAACUGAAGGAAAGUGGGUGUUUUUUUUAAACGUUAAAUCAUAAGCUGAAUUCAGGAUGUGAUACAGUGACCAAGUCGUGUUCUGUCUUUUCUUUCUUCCUGUGCUUUUAUUUUGUUAACUGGUGACCUUGGACUGACCUCUUUGCCACCAGUAGUCUUUUAUUUGUUUAAACCCACAAGCACAAAUUCUCUUCAAGGUGACUUUGCGAGCUGGAGAAGUAAAACGCACUGCUAGUGGUUUUCCCUCCCGCUCUAAAACUCUGUAGUGUAUAAAAACUGUAUUUGUGAAGCCGUGUGUGUGACAUCAUUGGCUGUUGCUCUAUCUCAGUGUUGCUGUGUGUACGUACAGUGGUCAGUGUGUGUGACUGGCAUCUAGCCCGAGUCAUUUCUACACAGACGCAUGCCCUCACACAUCGAAACACACACAUGCUGUACAGACAAAACACACUUGGUUUCUUUCAAAAAAAUCCAUCUUUCCCUACUUUGGUCCUGUUUACAUUAACAUGUAGAGCUGUCGUGACUGCACACCCUCCCACAGCUGUGACAUCACACUGAUUUGCAUUAUGGGUGAUGUAGUUUGUUCAGAGAAACCUGGUAAAUAACUAAGUAAGUGAACAUUCAAACACUUUUCAACCACCAUUCCUGUACAGCAUUUUAAUAUGUUAUUAAUCAAUGACCACUUCUCGUAUUGGCGAGACAAUCUUACAUGUGUGAUUUUACUAGAAAGAAAAUAUCCAUGUUAUGGUAACAAUGCUACCUAUGGUCUAGUACUUUACAGUGUUUUUUGCACCGUAAAUGCAAACAGUGUUAAGAUCUGUGGACUAGUCACUGAUUAAUGGCCUUUCAUAAUGUUUUUAAACUCUUACAACACUUCAUAUCACAACAUGUUUUUUAUUUUUCUCUUAUCUUGUAAAAAUCCAACUUUAAAGAUAAAAUAUUAGCUAGCUGUUUUGUAGGAGAUUAAAGGCAAGAGCAGCGGUUUUCCUCUCUUAUUAAUGGUGAAUGACUCUCUGUCUUGCAAUGUUUUAAUAAAACUAUUCCAGUGUAAUCUGCACACCUGACUUUAAGUUGUAUUUGAAUUCCUGUGUGAAGCUUUCUGGGAUCGAAACACCCGGUCCCAGUCAGCUUUUGAUGGAAAACAAGGUCCACGCUCAUGUGUAAGAGUCAGAGAUGUUUGUGUGUUUGUGGUAUUUACAGGACUUCAAGUACACCUCCUGUCCAGAUGUGAAGGACAAACAAUGUUUUCUAUGGCUGUUUUUAUUUUCUGAUGGUUUAACUAAGAUAUUAAUGAUGUACAUGUCAAAACUGUGGUAAUGAUAUCAUUCAGCCUGGAAUAAAUGUUUUAAAAAAGAAAUUAAAGCAACUUUAACGUACUGA
Messenger RNA from Notothenia coriiceps (black rockcod), 4328 nucleotides. Its product is annotated as protein tweety homolog 3-like. Gene Ontology annotation, cellular component: plasma membrane. The transcript has 11 exons. Gene Ontology annotation, molecular function: intracellularly calcium-gated chloride channel activity; volume-sensitive chloride channel activity. The coding region runs from base 529 to 1716 and encodes 395 amino acids. The record is from RefSeq and is a predicted model, not a curated record. Lineage: Eukaryota; Metazoa; Chordata; Actinopteri; Perciformes; Nototheniidae.